AUGCGAGACCUUGACCUUUAUGAGAAGGUUUCUUCCUUUUUCGCUACCCAAAACCUUAUCAUUAGGCGAGUAAAAGUUUAUACUUGCUUUGCAGUAUCUAACCUUCCUCAUUUUAAUUGUUUUAGUUUGUUCCUUAUUAGUUAAAACUUCAUUUUUAUAUGUUAUUUUAGAUCAGAUGCACUUGUGACGUAUUUUUUGAUAAGAUAGCGCCAUAUUUGCUUUAUAUCUUUAUAUUUUUGCAAGACAAUUACAAAAUUGAAUAUUUAGGAUGGUGAAGAACGUGCUUUUGGUUGGUGGCGCCAGCGAUUUUGGUCAAGUUUUGGCCAAAAAGCUUCGAGCUGUCGGUGCCAAGGUGUAUAUAUUGGAUACGGACCAAGUCGACGUUGAUGAUGACCUGGAAUUCAUUCAUGGAGAAAGCUGUAACACAGAUCUGGUCAAGAAAAUUGUCACGGAUUGUCAUGUAAGUCUAUUAUUUCAGUUUUAUAUUGUUUUAGAUCACCAGAUUGUUCUUGUUACCUAAAAUUAACCAAAACGAGGAUGUCCAGCAACAAGGACGGCGAAUUUUGCUCGGAACAGCAGCAUUGAUUGAUGAAGUACGUAGAAGAACUGAAGACUUGCCACAAGUAAUUCAAGUUGGCCAGUUUCAAGAGGAAUCGGACCUUGUACCCGAGUAUAAGGCGGCCGUUAUGAGUACCGAAGCUUUUCUUCAUUCCUAUGCCGUUAGUUAUCGUAUGGAUGUGAGGUUGGUUAGAAUACCUACGAACACUGUUGGUAGUGCUUACGAACGUUUGGCCAAGGAGAUUCUUGAGAUUUCUUCGGAACAUACGACAGAAAAGGCUAAGAUUUACAAUUUGGAGGCGGAGACUUGUGAAGUUGUAGGUUUUUAGGCUAUUUAUGGCUGUUUUUUAGUCAAAAUUAUAUUUUAGUAGCCAAAAGCAGAUUCUAUAGUGUUUUUUGGAUAGUAAUUUAACUUAUUUUUCAGCCAUCUGGAUCAGCUACAACUCCAAAUGUCCGAAUUCUUGUCUACGGUGCGAACGGAUGGAUUGGUCAACAAUUUGUUGAAAGCUUGAAGAAGAACAACACAUUACAGUACUUUGUGGGCAAAACAAGACCUGGAGAUUGUUGUGAUGAUGAUGUCAGAAAGGAAGUUACUGACAUUGCUCCGUCUCACAUCAUUUCGCUGAUCGGAAGAACUCAUGGCAAAGGUAAUGGUUACUAUAAUAUUCAAACGACCUUAUCUUGGCCUAUAUUUGAUUUCUAUGGUUUAAACUUUGGGUGUGACUAGAUUAUAGUAUUGGCCACAAAAUUGAGUGGUUCAGGACUAUCUUUGUUACCUAAUCUUUCUGUAAUUUUACUUUCAGACUGCGGCAACAUUGAUUAUCUGGAAGGAGGCCCGGACAAGCUGAAAGAAAACGUCAGAGACAAUCUUUAUGGCCCAUUUAUGUUGGCCAACAUUGCUAAUAGAUUUGGUAUUCAUUUUACCUAUCUUGGAACGGGAUGUUUAUUCAAGUAUGCCAAGGAUGCACCUUAUUAUACUGUAAGUUUAGGAGAAGAGUGGAGAAUGGGAACCUGAUGAUGAUCAAAAGUCCUUUUUAUCUUUAUAUUAGUUUAUUCAAAUAAUUCUGUUCCCUCCAACACCGAAAAUGUGUUUUGAGAGGGGCACAGAAUUAAUUGAACGUCUUAAUAUUAAGGUUUUGCCAUUUGUAAAUGGCCUUCCAAAGAGAAAUAUAGCCAAAAGCUAUGAAAUCAAGUUGAUUUGGACACUAUUUUGAAGGUUACUGUAUUUUUCUUGUGGAUUACGGUAUUUUAACUUUCAGGAAUCCGAUUUGCCAAACUUUGUGGGUAACAAAUAUGGCGUGGUAAAAGGCUACACUGACAGAUUUAUUGGAGAAUUCCCAAACUCAUUGAAUGCCAGAAUUCGCUUACCUUUCAACGAUGAGAAUUCACCUAGAAAUUUGUUGAAGAAGGCAAGGAUUACUGUAUUUUUGGGGUUUAUUUUGGUAAAAAAUUUUAAAUUUGGGCGAUUACUGUAACUCGUAACUUGAUUUUUGUGGGUUAGUGUUUUUUCGGACGAUUAUUGUAACUAUAACUUAAGUUUUGUAAAGCUUACUGUAAUUCUGGACCUUAAUUUAACCUAUUUUAGAUCACGAGCUUUAAUAAACUGCUGGAUGUGGAAAACUCGAUCACUUAUCUCCCUGACCUGCUGCCAGCCCUGAUCAACCUAAUGUUGAGCAGAACGGUUGGAACAGUGAAUCUGGUCAGUCCGGGUGUGAUUACUUUUGUCAAAAUGGCUGACAUCUACUCUCAAGUCAGUGGAAACAAGCUGGACUACGAAGCUUUAAAUGUUGAGGUAGGGUUGUGUUGUCUAUUGAGGCCGGACCUGAAAGGGGGCUCACUAGGUCUGGCUUUUACUUGGCUCAGGGCCACGCUGAGCCGGAUCGAAGCAAAUUUGGACGGGGCCGAGGCGAAUCAUGCUAGCCUGGGGCCGGGCUCAAACGAGGACCCCGGGCUGCUCAGGUCCCGCAACGAAAGACUUGACGGGCUGAAUUAAAUUUGAAAGGAGCUGGACUGGGAUGCACAUGUGGGCCCGAGAGCUGGGUUUACCCCAAGACCGGCCGAGCAGAAAAAUUGGGCCGGACCAGGCCCCUACAGGUCUAAUAGGGGCCUGUAGGCAGGCUAAACUACCUAACACAAUAUAACUUCAGGACGAUAACGAUGGAACAGCCAAGCGAGCUCACUGCAAAUUGUCGACUGAUAGACUGGAACGUCUACAGCCUCAAGUAUUACAUGUAGAAGAUGCUGUUCGAAAGGCGUCACAAGCUAUCAGCCAAGCCAGCUGA
Messenger RNA from Bursaphelenchus okinawaensis, 2840 nucleotides. NCBI's taxonomy places the organism in Eukaryota, Metazoa, Nematoda, Chromadorea, Rhabditida, Aphelenchoididae. The record is from the annotation of a GenBank genome assembly.